AUGACUGCAGCUGUUGAUAAUUACCCUGUUUCAUUAUCAAAUUUACCUACAAAUAUUGAACUAUCAACUAAAACAAAUGAUGUUUUAACUGACGAAGAUAAUCAUACAAUCGAAUCAAUUUAUUCAUAUUGGUUUGGUGAAAAUAUUAAUACAUGGUCGAAAAGUUAUCCAUUAAAUACAAAACUUUGGUUUAGAGUUGAUGAAAAAGUCGAUCAAGAUAUUAAGAAUAAAUUUGAAAAAUAUUUAAUCGAUGUUACAACACCACAUAAUACUCUUUGUCAACGUUGGCAAACAACAGAUCGAGGUAAAUUAGCAUUCAUUAUUCUAUUAGAUCAAUUUCCUCGAAAUAUAUAUCGUGCUACAGCAAAAAUGUUUGAAUUUGAUACAUUAUCAGUUAAAUUAGCACUUGAAAUUAUUAAUGAUCCAACACACAUGACAACAUAUAGUUUACCUGAACGAUUAUUUAUUUAUCUUCCACUUGUUCAUUCAGAAGAACUUAUCUAUACGACUAAAGGUGCUAAUUUAAUGAAUGAUCUUGCAUUAGAAGUAACUCAACGUGAUUUACGUCGACGAUAUGCUGCAAAUGCACGAGCAGCAAAAACUCAUCAACAAGUUAUUGAAUUAUUUGGGCGAUAUCCACAUCGAAAUAAUCUUCUUGAACGAGAAUCAACUGCAGAAGAAGAAAAAUAUUUAGAAACAGCACGUAAUGGAUUUGUAAAAUCCGUUCAAAUUAUCAAACCACCACCGCCACCAUCACCAGCAGAAUCAGAAUCUAUUAUUAAUACAAAUGACAUAUCAUGUUCAACACAUCCACUUUUGAAAAUACUUGUUCUUCAUGGUUUUCAUCAGAAUUCAAAUAGUUUAAAACGUAGUGCAAAAAAAUUAUUCAAAGGUUUAAAUGAUAUAGCAACAUUUUAUUAUGCAAAUGCUCCAUUAUCAUAUGAUCCAA
Adineta steineri is the source of this 949-nucleotide messenger RNA. NCBI's taxonomy places the organism in Eukaryota, Metazoa, Rotifera, Eurotatoria, Adinetida, Adinetidae. The record is from the annotation of a GenBank genome assembly.